CGCAGAGCGGUUUGACACCAACCGCCAGAAGAACAGGCUGUCCCACCGGCUCCGGUUUAAUCAGAAGGUCGUUCUCUGCGGGGCGGUGUUUAACAACCGAAACCAAAAGAAACACCUUUAUAAUUCAACUUUAUAGUGUACUACAUGUCCAAACGCGGAGGGAUGUGAACGUUGCCGGUAAAAAAGGGGACAGACGAAGCGCGGCGGAAGGUUGCGUUUAGUCGGGACUCGUUAUGAAACAAUGCUAACGGCGAGCUAACAUUAGCACCGUAACGGCUCUGAAAGCGGCGCCGAGUUACGGUAAUCAGUAAUAACAUGCUAGUUAUUCUGGUCGGUCGGGAUUAGUGACUAACGUUGGAAAUAUUACACCGGAAGAACUAGGGUGUUUGGACCAGAACCCGGUCUCAGAGGUUUUCAAACCCCGGACUCAGCUGAUCACGCCCCGGGUCUCGAGUCCUCAGAACCCCGGCCUUAGCAGCUCCUCCACCGGUUGGUUUGAUGGCAGCCUCGGCCGGAGCCCGGAGGUUCCCCAUGGGUGUGCGGACCUUCAGUGACUUCCUGCAGAUCGCCUCGGUGGGCUCCCCCCGCUCGGUGCUCUCAGCGGGGGGGCCAAGAGGACAGAGCCUCCGAAAGAGCAUCAGACACCUGUCGUCAUGCGGCAUUCUGAUGACCAGAACUCCCCGAGUGCUUUGCCUUCAAGACCGCGACACAAUGACGGCGGUUCCCCAGAGCAGAAACUUCAUCAGCUUCACCAACAAGAGGAAGGAGUACUCCGAGCGCCGGAUACUCGGGUUCUCGAUGCAGGAGAUGUACGAUGUGGUGGCGAACGUGGACGAGUACAAGCACUUUGUUCCGUGGUGUAAGAAGUCCACCGUCAUCAUGAAGAGAGCCGGUCACGCUAAGGCUCAGCUGGAGGUGGGCUUCCCCCCCGUGGUGGAGCGCUACACCUCCAUGAUCACCAACGUCAGACCGCACCUGGUCAAGGCGGUGUGCACGGACGGAAAGCUGUUCAAUCAUCUGGAGACGAUAUGGCGCUUCAGUCCUGGCAUCCCCGGCUACCCCCGAACCUGUACCGUAGACUUUUCAAUUUCCUUCGAGUUCCGCUCGCUGCUGCACUCUCAGCUGGCCACCAUGUUCUUCGACGAGGUGGUGAAGCAGAACGUGGCGGCGUUCGAGCGUCGGGCGGGGAAAAUGUACGGCCCCGAGACCCGGAUCCCUCGAGAGCUGAUGUUCCACGAGGUCCACCAGACGUGAUCCAUCAGGCCUUAACCCGCGCUGACCUUUAACCCCCCAACCGCCACCUCCUGCAUGAUGCUGCUUUAGAACAUUUACAUCCAACUCCUGAACCCACCCCCGCCUCAUUAAAAUAUUCUGUUAAAGGGUCUCUUCUGGAUCGACUGCUGUCUGUGUCUGAAGGGGACGGCUUUUAGAAAUGUGUCCGAUCCUGAGAGAGCGCUGCAGCUGGCUUUAUAAUCUGAGCAUGUCGGGGGGGGGGGCGGGGCACACUCGCGCUCCUAUUGGCUUGCUCGCCAACGCAUUGCUCUUUUUGAUUCAGGAGACGUUUUUAAAACCGUCCCCCCGUCCCAGAAUAAAAGAAGGACCCUCUGACUCCGUCUCUACCUCCACUGAAGGACUCCGCCGCGGCUCCCGCUGUGUUUGUUCACCAACAGUCAAUCAGUGCAUCGUCUCGUGAGCGGCGGCGGAGACUCGCCCCUUAUUUUGAACUCUGAACAGAAAGCACCUUUUAAAAUGUUUAAUUUGAUCUUACCCUGUGGUCUCCGGCCGGGCUGCCCCUAAACAUCACUUAUAGGUCAUCGAUAGUGGGGGAAACGUGAGAAAAUAUUAAGAAGUGCCUGCUUCAACUGUCCGAAUGUCCCCCAAAUAAGACCUCAGAAAGGAUCCAACCAGCAGAGAGGUUAUUCCCCACACUGAAGGGUUUCCAGUGGUUUCUGCUGCUUGAAAUCUGCCUUUAAUUUAAAUAUUCACAUUUAUAAUUAGAAAUGUAAAAGUGUUACACAUAUUUGAGUUCAUCUGGUGCAAAAACAAUAUCUCAUUUCAUCCUUUUUAAUUUAUUUAUCGGCAGUAAUUUGCAUAUUUUGACAGUUUUAUCGAGUUUCAAUUAUACUUAGAAGAAGGGAAAUAUUAUUUCUGAAUAAGUUGAAUGUAUAUUAUCUUGGUUUCUUCUUGUUGCUGUGUCGAAUUUAGUUUUUGGUCUCUGAGUUUUAAUAAGGCUUUAUUUUACAGCCCAGCACACAGACACUUUAAACAGCUGCAUUCAAUAAGAGGGAUAUUAAGAACCAACUGUGAUUGAAGUUCUGCUUGUUUGGCGAUAAACACUCAGUCUGAUGUUUGAGUAAAAUAAUGGGAAAGGGAAAUGGUUACAGAUAAAUGCAUAUUUGCUGAAAAUCCUGGACAUUUUGUAGUUAACCCAAACAUAACAGGUUCUACUUUUAUCAGAGUUUUCCAUCUGCUCUGUUUGUCUGAUAUAAAAUAAAGUGCUGGGCUGUAGAAUAAACCUAAACCAUGUCUGGUUUCCUGUUUCUUUUCUGGUGUUUCAUUCUAUUUACAGACUUUAGGAGACAUGUAUCUACAGAGGCAGAAGUGUUGCAUUCAUUGGGAAUACAUAUUUAUUUUCCUUGUAAUCCUUCAUCCAUAAAGAUCGCAAUCUGACAUUUUUAGAAAUGUGAAAUGUUCCACGCCGUUCGUAACGCCUCGUACUGAAAUACAUUCGUAUUUAAAAUUCUCCAAACUGGUGAGCGUUAUUUAAGGAUUGUUAUUGCACGAGGAAUGUUGAUUGAAUCCCACUUAAUUGAUAUUUAGAUUUGAAUACGCAUGUCAUUCAUAUUCCCUGAAGUGUUGCAUCCUGUUACAAAAUCCCCUUCAUUCGUUUGCUUUACUUUAUCAUAGGUGCCAAUUUUCUGUAUUAUUUGAGCCUAAAUAUUGAGAGUAUUAUAUUCCCACAGCUGUCUGUAUUAAAGAUGGGACACGGUCUGUCUGCAGAGGAGGUUUAAUAUCUCCAUUCAGGUUUCCUUGUAUCUUUGUAAAUACUGUGUUCAGAGGUGAGUUAUUGAAAUAAAAACGGAGCAGUUUAUUUCUGUGCUCUUUUCAACCCAACACAAAGCUCUGAAUGCUGUUCUUUAAAAUGGAAUACAUAUUAUUUUCACCUUUCCCUCGGUACACAAUUACAUACAAAUAAAUAUACUUAUUUUCACCUUAA
Molecule: messenger RNA, 3217 nt
Organism: Eleginops maclovinus (Patagonian blennie)
Lineage: Eukaryota; Metazoa; Chordata; Actinopteri; Perciformes; Eleginopidae
Gene: coq10a
Product: coenzyme Q10A
Exons: 5
Coding region: 499-1254 (251 amino acids)
Biological process (GO): cellular respiration; ubiquinone biosynthetic process
Cellular component (GO): mitochondrion
Molecular function (GO): ubiquinone binding
Source: RefSeq, a predicted model, not a curated record